Molecule: messenger RNA, 7635 nt
Organism: Vanrija pseudolonga
Lineage: Eukaryota; Fungi; Basidiomycota; Tremellomycetes; Trichosporonales; Trichosporonaceae
Exons: 17
Coding region: 1-7635 (2544 amino acids)
Biological process (GO): carbohydrate metabolic process
Cellular component (GO): extracellular region
Molecular function (GO): carbohydrate binding; DNA binding; hydrolase activity, hydrolyzing O-glycosyl compounds
Source: RefSeq, a predicted model, not a curated record
AUGGGACCCGGACCCAAGCAUAAGGGAUCCCGCCCCAAGCCCAAGGUGCCUACGGGCAGUGUCCGCACGCCGCCCCUCUCGCGUACGGCCUCGUACGCAAGCGUGCACGCCGCGUCGUCGGCACCCGACUCGCCCGCGAGCUCGGUUUUCUCGCUCCGCUCGGCCCCGCCCACGCCCAACGCCAUCACCGGCAAGGUCCACUGGGGCCGCUCGCUCCACUUUGACGUCGGCGUCGUGUGCUGGUACAACGGCCUCGCGUGGCGCUGCACCACCGAGCACGCGAGCACCAAGAACUCGCAGCCCCCGGUCCGCCCCGACCUGUGGGAGAAGGUCGGCUUCCGUGCGCCGCCGCCCACCAGCUCGGCCGCCUCGGUCGCCUCGUCCCGCCCCUCGUCGCCCCUCAGCUCGAGCGGCAACGUCACCCCCACCCCAGGAUCCCCGACUACCUCGAUCCACCGCAGCGCCCUGUUCGCCGACACUCCGCCCGCGACCCCUGCGUCGGCCGGCUUCCCCAAGAAGAUCUCGACGCACGGCCCCAAGGACAACCACAAGGACAAGCACAAGUCUGCCCCCAAGAAGCACGCCGGCAAUGCCCACGGCCACCACGGCCAUGCGCACCACAAGACCAGCACUGGAUCGCUGAAGAGCAUUCUUCAGCCCGCACAGGCCACCCCGGCCGCCGCUGUCGUCGACACUGUUGCCGUCGCCGCCAGCACCAACGCCGUGGCUGCCACCAAGGCUGAGGAGAAGCUCAACGCCGUCGUCGCCAAGGACGAUGUCGUCGCUGCUGACAAGGAGGUCAAGGUCGAGGCCAAGCCGGUCGAGACUGAGACCAAGGUCGAGGUCAAGGUUGCCGAGACCAAGCCCGAGUCCAAGGUCGAGGUCAAGGUGACUGAGAAGCCUGCCGUCGUUGAGGCCAAGGUCAAGCCAGUUGCCGAGGUCAAGAAGGAGGCCGCUCCUGCCCCCACCCCUGCCUCUACCCCCGCGGUCACCCCCGUGGCCACCCCUGCCCCCGUUACCAAGCCGGCCCCGAUCACCUUCUUCCCCAAGAAGGCUUACACCGACGCCGUGACCAAGCUUGUCUACCGUCCCGUCACCCCUGCUCCCAAGGCCGAGGUUCCUGCCCCUGCUCCCAAGGUUGUCGCCGCUCCCAAGGUCGAGGCCGCCGCCCCCAAGACUGCUCCUGCCGCCGCUGCUGCCCCCGCCCCCGAGGUCGAUGUCCCUGCUCACCCGUACGGCUACCUCCCGACCCUUUCCGAGGUCGAGGCAGCCAAGGCCAAGGCCCCCGCCGCUCCCGCCGCCACCUCCGCGCCCAAGUCCGAAUCCGUCGCCGAGGUGCCCGGGGCUACUCCUGCUAAGACUGCUUGCUCUUGCCCUCACCCCCACGUCGCUGCUCCCAAGGCCACCCCCGCCCCCGCCGCUGUCAAGCCCGUGGUCAAGGAGGAGGCCAAGCCCGUCGCCGCCAAGCCCGUUGCCAAGAAGGAGGAGGCUAAGGUUGCCAUCACCAAGGCUGCUGGACCCGUCCUCGCCAACCUUGUCAGCCAGGAGCAGUUCCUCCGCGAGCUCCGCACCAUCCACGGCCAGGCCUUCCAGUACCCCGUUGUCGCCAACAAGACUGUCAACCUCUACGAGCUCCUCGCUGCCGUCGUGUCGUACGGUGGUUACCGUGUUCUCGACGCCGAGCCUAUCUCAGCUACCUGGACCACUGUGACCAACUUCGUCGGCUACGGCCUCGGCGUCGACCCCCUUGUCCCUCCCCGCAUCCGUGAGGUGUACAUCAAGUACCUCGCCGGCAUCGAGGUGUGGUACCUCCCCCGUCCUGACGCCCCGAUCCUUCCCUGGGCUGCCAACACCCUCUACGAGGCCGGUACCACCGUUCUCCACGGCAAGGACAAGUUCUAUGCCAAGGUCACGCACCGCAGCACUCUCGAGGAGAGCCUUGGCUUCACCCACCUCUGGGCCGCUCUCGGCAAGCCGUACACCCUCCCCUACGUUAUCAACCAGGUCUGCGUGCCCACCCCCAAGGUCCAGGCCGCUGCUCCCAAGGCUGCUCCCAAGGUCGCCAAUAAGUUCAUCCUCGGAUACGCUGGCCCUGAUGUCACCAAGACCAAGGGUGACUCGUCGGCUCCUUGGAAGGCUGGCUACCGUUACAACGUCGGCGAGCUCGCCUGGGACGGCAAGAAGGUCUACGCUGCCAAGAUCACGCACUCGGGCACCAACAUCGAGUCGCUCCGCUACACCCACCUCUGGAACCCGCUGUUCACCCCUGCUUACCUUGCCAUUGCUGCUGCCCCCUGGGCCAAAUACAGCACCUACUAUGUUGGCGACAUUGUGUCGUUCAACGGUGUUGCCUACCAGGCGCUCCUCGCCCACACUGCUGCCCACGAGCCCACCGAGGACCUCGUCUGGACCAAGGCCCCUACCAACCGCCCCGCGACCAUCAUCGUUAUUGACAAGCCCAAGCCUACCGUCGCCAAGGCCGUCUCGCCCAAGCUUGCUGCCACUCCCCCUUCGCCUGCCUCGCCCAAGAUCAAGAAGACGGUCAGCUUCGAGGACAUUCCCUCUGUCCGCCAGAUUGAGCGCAACCCCAGCCCCAAGAUCGACCUGAAGCGCCUCCUCCCCGCUCCUGCUGCUGCUGCCGCCGCCGCUGCUCCCGCCCUUGCGCCUAGCCACGGCAGCUUCCCCGCCAUUGGCGAGCUCAAGAACAUUGUCAACGAGUGGUUCGAGAAGGACAAGGCCGACAAGGCCGAGAAGGACGCCAAGCUCGAGACAAAGGUCGUCAAGGUCGGCGGCGUCCCCGUCGAGGUCAAGGUUCUCCCCGACCCCAAGCCUGCCCCGACUACCCCUGUGCCCAUGCACGCCGGUCGCCCCAAGCGUGCCGGUCACACCCGCACUCCCUCGGCUCACUCGUUCCCCGUCGCUGCUGGCCUUGCCCCCGUCGUCACCGCCCCCGCGGCCCCGUCGUCGGUCACCUCGCCCCUUGCCUCGCCGACCGACUCGCCCCUCGCUCAGCUCCCCAGCGAGAUCGACUUUGUCACCGAGCUCCGCAGGCUCCACUUCAACCCCCACCUGCAGUACCCGAUUGUCAACGGUCGCCAGGUCAGCAUGUAUGCCCUGUUCAGCUGUGUCCAGGCUAUCGGCGGCUCCAGGGAGGUAAGCUUACCAUGUUGUCGACAAGCUGACAUUCAGGCCGAUGCCCAGCCCAUCGACAAGCUUUGGGCUGUUGCUGCCUCGUUCGUCGGCUUCACUGGCCUCAUUCCCGCUACCCUCGGCUCUCACGCCGUCUACAAGGCUAUCCGCGCCGUCUACCACGAGUACCUCGGACGCUACGAGGAGCUUUACGUCGCCAAGGCGCGUGCCGUCAAGGUUGGUGAGAAGGUCAAGCAGAGUGCCAAGAUCAAGGUGGGUCCCAAGCCUGUUGUCAGCGAGAAGCCGGUCGAGGUGAAGGCGGAGCCCAAGAAGGUCGAGAAGGUGGUUGAGAAGGCGAAGGAGGUGGAGAAGCCGCUCGAGGUCGUGAAGCCUACCGAGGUGAUUGAGCCCGAGGUUGUCGCUGUGAUUGCCUCGGAGCCAGCUCCUCCCGUGGACAAGGCCAUCAAGUCUGAGGUCGUCGCUGAGCCCCGUGUCAAGUUUGAGCCCGAGGUCCUCGCUGCCCCCGCCGUGGAGAAGCAGUUCGCUCCGUCUUUCACUGGUCGUAGCAUCGACGACCUCAAGGCCGAUGUCAAGGAGUUUUGGGAGGAGAAGAAGCCGGAGGAGAAGGCCGCCGUGCCUGUUGUCAAGGGAGCCCCAGUCACAGCCUCGUUUGCCCCUGUGACUGCUCCAGUCCUUCAGGCUCCCGCUGCUGCCCCUGCCCCCGCCCCCACUCCUGCACCCUCAGCUGACGACGACAUCAAGAUCGACAUUAGCGAGGCCGAGUUCCGUGUGCGCCUCGAGGCUGUUCACAACCGUGCCGUUGCCUACCCGAUCGUCAACGGCCGCCAGGUCAACCUCUACUCGCUCUUCACCUUUGUGCUUGCCAAUGGUGGCUCGGGUGCUCUUGACAAGGACUUCGACAAGCUGUGGCCCGUUGCCGCGGCGUUCGUCGGCUUCCGCGGCCUGACUCCCGACCACCUCGGCGCGCUCGCUCUCGUUAACCAGAUCCGCAACCUCUACCAGACGUACCUCGGUCGUCUGGAGGAGGCUUACUGGGUCAAGAAAAGCGGCAAGAUCGAGCAGCCCAAGGUCGAGGUUACCGUCAAGCCCGAGGCCGCUCCCGCCCCCAAGCCCGUCGCUGCGGCGCCCAAGCCGGAGAGGGCUCCGGCCAAGAAGCCGCGCACUCUCCAGCCCACUGGCCAGGUGAUCCGCGAUGCCCUCGCUGCCGAGCGCAAGGAGAAGAAGGAGGCCGAGGCCAAGGCCAAGGCUGAGAAGAAGGUGGAGCCCAAGGUUGAGGCGCCCAAGGCCGUCGACCCUACCACUGUUUCGGAGCAGUUCUUCCUCGACAGGCUCCACGAGGCCCACGGCACCAAGAACCUCCAGCCCGCCUUUGUCGUCAACAAGAAGAUCAGCCUUUACGCGCUCUACUCGUUUGUCAUUGCCAACGGCGGAUACAAGCUCUUCGAUGCCCAGCCCAUUGAGGACCUGUGGACCCGCGCCACCAUCGCCAUUGGCUUCAACGACCUUGUGCUCGGCACCCCGUCGGCCAUCGUAACAGUCAGUCGCGUCAAGGACAUCUACCGCAUCUUCCUCAAGCGUCUUGAGGACAAGGUCAGCGCCCUCGUCGAGGCCGACCACCAGAUUCGUGCGACCAAGCCUGCUAAUGCGGUGCAGGAGAAGGUUGUUGUGGAGGAGAAGAAGGAGGUCAAACCGGCUGCCGCUGCCCCUGUUGCUGCUGCUACCCCCGCAGUGGCUCCCGCUGUGUCCAAGGACAAGGAGGUUAGUGCCCCAGCCGUGCUUCCAGCUCCACCCGCACCGGUUCUUCCCAUUGUCGGAGACACGGGCGUGACUCGGUGGAAGACCGACACGUUCUACAACGCCGGUGCGGUGGUGCUGCAUGGAGUGUCGGCGUAUCGUGCCAAGAUCGGCCACAGGAGUAGCAAGGUCGAGGCUCUGACGUACCACAACCUGUGGGAGAAGGUCAAGGUCGUUCCCGACUGGGUCAAGGACAAGGAGUACAAGUCUGGCGAUGUUGCUCUCUCCGCCGGCGAGGAGUGGGAGGCUCUCCGCGACCACAAGUCUGCCAAGCCGCCUACCGAGGACGACCUCUGGACGAGCCGCACCAACCCCCCGCGCGUCAAGAAGGUCAGUCCCGUGUCUGUUACUCCCAUCCCUGUCGUUGUCAACACGGGCAUCCGUCCCGAGUCUGUUGUCAACUGGCGCUUCAACACGCUCUUCCGUGUUGGAGAUGUCGUGUGGUGGGCUGGCCGGGCGUUCAAGUGCAAGCUUGAGCACGUCAGCGGCGACCGGGUCAGUCCGCCACUUCGCAAUUGCCACAAGGGUGCUGACAUCUCGCAGCUGCCAUGGGACUCGAAGAUCUGGGACAAGGUCCCCGACCUCUCGCCUCCUGCCCCUCUCGCGGCGAGCCCCGCUGCUCCCCGCACGACUCCCGACUGGGAGAAGGGUGUUCCCUACUCGACCGGCAGUGUCGUCUGGUUCGCUGGCAAGAACUGGCGUAGCAUCAAGGGCCACAUCAGCACGGCUGUGCAGACCCCUUGGGUGAAGGACCUCUGGGUCAAGGUCGAGGACCACGAGCUCGACGGCCUUGUCAUCCCUCCGGCUCCUAAGGUCGCUCCUGCCGUUGUCGCUUCUGCCCCUGCUACUGCUCCCGUUGCGGCUGCCCCUGCCCCCAAGGUUGAGGCGCCCAAGUCCACACCCGUGGUCUCGGCCCUUUACACCCGUCUCAACCGCGUGCCAUGGGAGUACGGCCACCUCUACGAGGAGGGAGCUGUCCCUUGGAUUGGCGAGACCCCGUGGCGUUGCGUUGCUGCUCCCAAGGAGGGUGUCAGCACUGGCCUCUGGAUCAAGCACACCGACAUUGCCAAGGAGUGGAAGCCUCAGUCUGUUCCCGAGGGUGUUCCCAAGGUCGCUGCUCAGGCUCCCAAGGCUCCCUCCGCGCCAUCCAAGAAGCAGGUUGUCCCUACUGCUUGGACCUACGGAGUCAAGUACACCGCUGGCCAGGUCGUCUCGCACGGCAGCGGUCUCUGGCGCGCCGAGAAGGACCACGUGUCCGGCGAAUAUGUGAGCGUCCCACCCGGCACCGUCAUGGACUGGCGCUCAUUGGCAAAGUCGCCUGCCCAGGGUGUGCAGAACGGUCUGUGGUCCGAGUUCAAGCCCCGUGCCGACGAGGUUCUGGUCCAGGCCACUGUCCCCGCUCCGGUCCUGAAGCCUGCUGUCUCUGCCGCCCCCGCCCCCAGUGUCGCCGUCUCACCUGUGCCCAAGAUCAAGGUGCCCGAGCCCGAGAUCACCAACUGGAACUGGAACGGUGUGCAGUACCGCGUCGGUCAGGUUGUCUUCCACGCCGACCGCCACUGGCGCGUCGCCCAGGACCACGUCUCGACUUCGGCUGUUCUUCCCCACCAGGGUGCUGUCUCUGGCCUGUGGGAGCUUGUCGGCGAGAAGUCGCCUUCGGCCCACUGGCCUCCCGAGGUUGCUGUUGUCGACAGCCUGUCGACCGGCGAGAAGGUCGUUGUGGACAAGGUCGCCAUUGACGUUGCCAAGACCGACAAGCCCAAGAAGAACCCCGUAGUAAAGGUGAAGGAUUUUGGCGUCGCUUCAAGGCCCGCGUCUGAGGUGGAUCCUACGCCUCUGCCCAAGGUUCGCCCCAAGAGUGGUGUUUCCGACGGCAACAAGGGGGACUGGAAGCCGUACACCAAGUACGACGUCGGUGACAUUGUGUGGUACCAGGGUGUUGCUUGGAAGUGUAUCCGCUCGCCAACCAACAAGACUGCACCAUCAAGCGACCAAUUCUGGGAGACUGUCAAGGCGCCAACGCCCGCUGUCCCGGCCCCUUCGAUUGCCCAGAUCCUCGACGAGCCCGUGUCCUCCGACAUUCGUACCUGGUCCCGCAACGUUCACUUCGCCGUCGGCGACGUCGUCUCGCACUCGGGUGCCGCUUGGAAGUGUGUCUUUGCGCACACUUCUGUCCUUGAGCCCUCGCAGGGCGUCCUGUGGGACAAGGAAAGCGGCCAGCAACACCUCGUCCCCGCACAGUCGGCGGGGCCUUCCACCACGACCUCGACGCCGAUCGACACUAGCGCUUCUGUUCCUUGGGCUCGCGCUGCUACCUACGAGCCCGGAGCGGUUGUCAAGCAUGUCGACGGCGUCUGGAUCGCUCUGUUCAAGCACAUCGGUGUUCUUCCUCCAUCCGAGGGAGUCCUAUGGCACCUUGUCGCCGGUACUCCUGCCCCCGUCUCUGUCGCCUCUGCCCCCACCUCCGCCCCCGCCCCCGCCCCCACCCCCGUUCCCGCUCGCAAGACUUAUGUCGGCCCCGUCCACUGGGAGCCUCACAAGACGUACCCCAAGGGCACUCUCGUCUGGACUGGCGCUUGGGUCUGGGAGUCCCUGGAAACGCACACAAGUCGCAAAGUUCCCGCCCACUCUCGCGAGCACUGGCGCCUAGUCGGCAGCCGCUGGGACCGCUCUCCCAGCUACGUCGCCAACUAG